GGGAGGUAGUGGCCCGCGACUCUCUGAGCUCCGCUCGUGUCCCGGCCUUUCCCGGGCGCUCGGCCUCCUUCUUUCCCUCCUCCGUUCUCCUCGUCUUCCGUACGCGCCGAGCGCUGCGCUCGGCCGGCGUGCCUCGCGCCCUAACGGGCGGCCGGGGGCGCCAAUCAGCGGGCGGCAGGGUGCCAGCCCCGGGGCUGCGCCGGCGAAUCGGCGGGGCUCGCGGCCCGGGGUGGGAGGCGGGUCUACCGCUCGGCCGCGGCGGCGGAGGAGCAGCUCCCAGCCAGCAGCCAGCGAGCGCCGAGCGAGCCGCCCGGAGCCCCUCAUCCCAUUCGGAAGAGGAAGGAACAAAAGGUCCCGGACCCCCGGCUCUGACGGGGCGGGACCCGGAGCCUUGGUCCAGGUUAGAUUAAGGAGGAUAUUUUCUUAGAGUGGAUCGCUGCCUUUGGUAAGAACAUGUCGUCCAUCUUGCCAUUCACUCCACCAGUUGUGAAGAGACUGCUGGGAUGGAAAAAAUCAGCUGGUGGAUCUGGAGGAGCAGGUGGUGGAGAGCAGAAUGGACAGGAAGAAAAGUGGUGUGAGAAAGCAGUUAAAAGUUUGGUGAAGAAGCUAAAGAAAACAGGACGAUUAGAUGAGCUUGAGAAAGCCAUCACCACUCAAAAUUGUAAUACUAAAUGUGUUACCAUACCAAGCACUUGCUCUGAAAUUUGGGGACUGAGUACACCAAAUACGAUAGAUCAGUGGGAUACAACAGGCCUUUACAGCUUCUCUGAACAAACCAGGUCUCUUGAUGGUCGUCUUCAGGUAUCUCAUCGGAAAGGACUGCCGCAUGUAAUAUAUUGCCGAUUAUGGCGCUGGCCUGAUCUUCACAGUCAUCAUGAACUCAAGGCAAUUGAAAACUGCGAAUAUGCUUUUAAUCUUAAAAAGGAUGAAGUCUGUGUAAACCCUUACCACUACCAGAGAGUUGAGACACCAGUUUUGCCUCCGGUGUUAGUGCCACGGCAUACUGAGAUCUUAACAGAACUACCACCUCUGGAUGAUUAUACCCACUCCAUUCCAGAAAACACUAAUUUCCCAGCAGGAAUUGAGCCACAGAGUAAUUAUAUCCCAGAAACGCCACCUCCUGGAUAUAUCAGUGAAGAUGGAGAAACAAGUGAUCAACAGUUGAACCAAAGUAUGGAUACAGGAUCUCCAGCAGAACUGUCUCCUACUACUCUUUCCCCUGUUAAUCAUAGUUUGGAUUUGCAGCCUGUUACUUACUCAGAACCUGCAUUUUGGUGUUCAAUAGCGUAUUAUGAAUUAAACCAGAGGGUUGGAGAGACCUUCCAUGCAUCACAGCCCUCACUCACCGUAGACGGCUUCACAGAUCCAUCAAAUUCAGAGAGGUUCUGCCUAGGUUUACUCUCUAACGUCAACAGAAAUGCUACAGUAGAAAUGACAAGAAGACAUAUAGGAAGAGGAGUGCGCUUAUAUUACAUAGGCGGGGAAGUUUUUGCUGAGUGCCUAAGUGAUAGUGCAAUCUUUGUGCAGAGCCCCAAUUGUAAUCAGAGAUACGGCUGGCACCCUGCAACAGUGUGUAAAAUUCCACCAGGCUGUAACCUGAAGAUCUUCAACAACCAGGAAUUUGCUGCUCUUCUGGCUCAGUCCGUUAAUCAGGGUUUUGAAGCCGUGUAUCAGCUAACUAGAAUGUGCACCAUAAGAAUGAGUUUUGUGAAAGGGUGGGGAGCAGAAUACCGAAGGCAGACGGUAACAAGCACUCCUUGCUGGAUUGAACUUCAUCUGAAUGGACCUCUACAGUGGUUGGACAAAGUAUUAACUCAGAUGGGAUCCCCUUCAGUGCGUUGCUCAAGCAUGUCAUAAAGCUUUGUCACCAGUCAAGUCCCAUCAAAAGACUUAAUGUACCAACUCUUCUGUCAUAGUAUUUGUGUGUGGUCCCCGUGGACUGUUUACUAUCCAAAAAUUCAAGAGAAAACAGCACUUGAGGUCUCAUCAAUUAAAGCACCUUGUGGAAUCGGUUUCCUAUGUUUGAAUAUUAGAUGGGAAAAUUAAUGUCUAGAAAUACCCUCCCAUAAAGGAGGAAGAGAAGAUUUUAAAGACUUACUGAUGUCUUGUUGGGCAUAAAACUGAGUGUCCCAAAGGUUUAUUAAUAACAGUAGUAGUUAUGUGUACAGGUAAUGUAUCAUGAUCCAGUAUCACAGUAUUGUGCUGUUUAUAUACAUUUUUAGUUUGCAUAAAUUAGGUGUGUGUGUGCUGCUUCUUGAUUUAGGCAAUCCUUUAUAAAGUUACAGUACCUAAUCUGUUAUUCCCACUUCUUUGUUAUUUUUGUGUGUCUUUUUUAAUAUAUAAUAUAUAUCAAGAUUUUCAAAUUAUCAUUUAGAAGCAGAUUUCCCUUGUAGAAAAACUAAUUUUUCUGCCUUUUACCAAAAAUAAACUCUUGGGGGAAGAAAAGUGGAUUAACUUUUGAAAUCCUUGACCUUAAUGUGUUCAGUGGGUCUUAAAUAUUCAUUCUUUUUGUGUUUGUUUACUUACUGCUAAAACCUUAUGGAAAUUUUUCCAAACCUCUCCUCCAUUUAUUUCCACUUUUGUCCUGAUACCAAAACGGUGUAGCGUGACAUCCAUCACCAAUAAUGGUUGCACUGAUACCGCCAGCACCAGUUAAUUCUGGGGUACGGUAACAAAUCAUAUGGAGUAAGUCCCUUUGUCUUAUACCAAAUUUCAGUUUCAGCAGAUGAUAAUAGACUUGUGUAACCUAGCAGUCUUUUGAUUUAUCUUUACACCUCAUAAAAAAUGCACAGGUGGCAGUAUAAUUAUUUUCAGGGAUAUGCUACAAUUAUUUCAAUAUAUUUAUCCUUUUUAAAAAUUCAGUCUAUAGAUAUAAACACUCUUUAAAAAGGUAUUUUAAAAUAUUUCAAUAGCAAACCUAGUGCUCUUUGAGUUGAGUUUCCUUUGAUUUAGUUACCAGAUUGUAUUAUGAAAUGGACCUUUUGUAAAUGUAACUGCUUCAGCAAAAUACCUAGAAAAGUAAUGCUGAGGUAUGAUCAACAGGUAAAGGCCAUCUGUUUUUAAGGUAUGUUGUAUUAAAUUUAUACAAUCUAUGUUAUUUUACAUAAUUAUGAAUUCUGAAUUUUAAAAUUUGGGGGAGAAGCAGUUUAGCAAGUUUUUUAGCUUAUAAUUACCUACAGUCUGAGCUGUUCUUAACUAAUCCUGAAUAUGUGGUGACUAUUAGAACCAACCAUGCUUUAUGCUCUACAGUGACAGGAGAUGUCAGAAACUCUGUUGGAAGUCCACCCUGCAGCAGAUAAUCCUAAUGUUUAUUGUUAACUCAUUGCAGUUUAAACAUUUCUUGUUUGCAUCUCAGUAGAAAUGGAAAGUAACCACUCCUGGUCCCCUUCUAGUAAGUUUUCAUAUUUUUAAAGACAGAUUAUCUUUGGUACUUGUUUUUUGAAACGAUAUUCACCUUUAUCUACAGGUGUUAUUUUCAAUACUUUCAGCAUUGCUUGUUUUCUAUUAGAUAUUCCCCAUUUUUCUAUAUUUGUGUAUGCAUGUAUGUGUUCAUGUAAACUUGGUAUAGUAAUUUUUUAUUCAUUCAACAGAUAUUUAUUGUUCACCUGUUACGUGUGCCAGGAACUUUCUUAGCCUUUGGGUAAAGGUGAACAAGACAGAUAAGGCCCUUGCCUUUGCUGAGAUAGCAGAUUCUAUAAUGCUUAAUUAGCUUAUUUGUCUAUGAAGGAGAUAAAACAGGGUACUGUGAUAAAGCAUAGCAGGGGGAAUGCUUCUGUAAGGUAGUGAUGCUUGAGCUAACACUUCGGUGAGAAAGGAGCAAGCCAUGUGGAGAGAAAAAUAGGCAUUCUUGGCAAAGAAAAUGGCAUCAAAUGCAAAGGCUUAUUUUAAAGGAAACUCAUAAUUUACUAGGUGUUUAUGCUUUAUACAAAAACCUCUACACAGGUCCAAACUUGAGGAUCAGAUUAGUUCUACAGUUUAUAAUAGUUGAAGGUGGCCUUACUUUGUAAUAGAUUGCUUCAUGUGUCAUUCUCACUAAUAUUUCCUCUUCCUCACGUCCUUACUGUAAAAAGUUUACACCAGGUCAGUACCAUUUAAUUGAACAACCCUUUCUUCAGUUCUGCCUUGGGCAAAUUUUCACCAUUGUAGUGACUGGCUGCUUGCUUCCAGAUGUCCUGCUGCCCGAUAAUUAUUACUUCUACAGCCCAUCCUGUGGAUAGAGUAAAUGUCCCAGGUAUUACUGCUGUCAGACCUGUUGGAAAUGUGGAGGCUCUGCCCUUUGGAAGUGUUUACUUACUAGAGGACUUGUAGUGAUGUUAGGGAACACUGUUCUUUGUCUGGGGGUAAAGAACAACUUUGAAAGUGGUAGAACAUCCUGGCAGUUGCCCUUGCAUUGAUAUGUUAAGCAAAGCAGUACCAUCUGUAACAUUUCAGUAGUGGAUCACAUCUCUACAGUUAUGGUGGGAUUCUUCUGUACAGUAUGAAACUGGGACUCACCUCUUUGGAAGCACCCAUGUAUUCAGCGGUUAGACCUGUCAAGCAGUUGACUUUGUGGUUGCAGUGGUUACAUUUGUAUGAGUGUGUUCAAUGGUCUUCCUUCCUUUUUAAUGUGAUGCUGGUUUUGCAUUCUAUUUUGGCCACUGUAGCCUAAUUUUUGCUGAUUGUUUUUUCCCUUUAUAGGGUUUGUUUUCAUUCUUCUAAGUGAUAAGAUCUCCUCUCUGUAGAAUUUAGUCUUUUUUUAGAUUAGCAACAUCAUUUAGAAUUUCUUCUACACAGUGCUGGUAAUUUCCUCAGUUUAACAACAUGAGAACUGAAUGAUCAUGCUUUCUAUCACAUUUCUAAGAUAAAUGGUGAUUUUCACAGUGGAUUACAUACACCUUAGGGCUGGUUUAGGGAAUUGGAGGCUGGUGACAUUCCCACUGACUUUGGCCUGGCCAGUGGCAGCUUCAUUUUUAUUCUGUGUUGGAGUUCCACGUAGGAACUCCAAUAGAAAGAUUUCUUUCUUAAAAAAUUUUUACUGCUUAAAAAAAAGUUUGACUUUCCUGACUAGAUUUGAACUAUACCAGUUAGUGUGCUAAUUGUACAUUAUGAUAUACAUUCAUUCAAUAAACAUUUAUUGAUGCCUGUUCUUUACCUACCCAGUGUGAUAGAUGUUGAGUAAUAAAAAGAUAACUGGGAUUUGGUACUGACUCUCAAGCCAUCUUAGUCAUGUGGGGUUACUUUCUCUCUCAGGACCUGUCACUUUGCCAGAAGAAAAUCUGCCUAAUUUUUCUUGAAAGCUAUAUAUUCUUACUCUGUACUCUUAUUCUGUAUUCUAAGUAUAUAUUUGCAACUUGUUAAUAUCUGGGUUUUUUUUAAACCUCAUAUCAUAUCUAGUUUUGCUUGGUUCAUCUGUCCUUUAAACAUUGCCAGAUAUUCUCCUUUGUUGAAAUUAUUUUAUUGGUAAUUUCACUUUAUUUGUGCCUUUAUUGUCAGUUUCAUCAAGACUAAGAUUUUGAACUUGAAAAACAAUCCGUCUAGUCUCUUGCUAGUUGAAAUCAAAUAAAAGAGUAUAUAUACCCAGUUGGUUUCUCUACCUCUUCCAAAAAUUGUCCAAAUAUACCUUUAACAUCUUUCUUUUUUUAAAAUAACUAAACACUUUGAGCAUUUACUCAAUAAUCAGUGCCCUCCUGGUCUGGCUGAUGGUGGGAUGUAAUGUAACGCAAGACAAUCCUCACUGUACUUAACAUCUGUCUUUAUGUCCAGCCUUUACUUUCAUAGCUAAACAUUCCAGCUUCACAGUUUGCCACCCCUCCACCAUUCCCCAGUAUCUCUUUAGAUAACUAAGUAGACUGUGGACAUAAGCAACCCGUGAUCUUGUCUCUUACUCUGGUGCAACACGUUGAGGUUUAGACAUAACACAUUAUUGCCCAUUUUCUUUCCUUCGUGAACUUUAUUUUGCUAAGUCCUUUAUAUUCAUCAGCUGAAUUUUAUUCUUCCUUCCCUUCUCUUGACAACAUGUAUCCCUAGUGGUUUUGCUAGUUGCCCUCUUCCUUGCCAACCAUGUUGUUUCUGCAUACAUCAGAAUGUUUCUCCUUUGAACUUUACUAAAGACCAAAAAGGGCGGUGCUGUUCAAUCCCAGGGUCCUAAUUUCUUCACCACGAAGGUUGACGUUGUUCAGAUUGGUCAGUCACUUAAAUCUUACAGAUGGCUCAGAAAUUCUAUCCAGUUAAAUGUUUUUGUGACGAUAGCAUACAUUGUCAGAUUCUGUUGUAAAUUAUGUUCAGGAUUAUGAACUUUUCCGGUAGUUAGUUGCAGCCAGUGAUUUCCUCAUAAUACUAGCCCUGUUUCCACCUUGGGGCAUAUUGGGUGGUUGUAUUUAGUACAAUCAAGAGUAAUAAUGAUAGUGUGUGGUGUCUAGAGGUUGUCAGAGUCCUAUUGAAUUCCUUUUAUAUCUUCCUUUUCAAGUUUUCAUAAAUAUUUUGUCUGUUCAGACUACCUUUUGUGUGUGGGGAUUGAGGGACAAAUUAUCUCUUGUAGUGGAAUUCCUAUGUUUGAAGCCUCAACCAGGAAAUGUGAGCUAUACUAGAUAUAGAUAGCCUCAUGAUAGCUUUUAUGAUGAGAACUUGUCUAAUGUGUUCACAUAACUUCUUGAGUAGAAACUGUUUUAGCUUGGAUAUUAUAGCUAACUUUAUAUAUAGCAUAACUGCCUUAAAUCUUUUUAGUAGGAAAUAAAUUAUAGAAUGUGUAUGUAUGGAUUUAUAUAUACAUAUACACUUCCAGAAAAAUCUUAACAGUAGGGGUCAUUUGCAUACAUUUUAACAGUGUUCAAUGAUUCUAUUGUUUAAAUCUCAUAUCAGUAAAAAAUAUUUAAGUUUCUUGCAGACAUUUUCCUUUCAUGGACAGACCAUCAGGGUAAAUUUUUUAUUCUGCCAGGGUCCUAAUUUGGCGGUUCAGUUAGUAUGCCAUUUUUAGGCAGCUUGACAAUUAAGAAUCAUAACUGGAACAUCAAAAAAAAAGCUCUGAGUGGUCUCUGGAAGGUACUUGCUUAAGGUUACCCUUUUUUUUUUUUUGAAUAAUGUUAGAUUGUGUGUCCGCCACACCUGCUCUUUCCCCCCCGCCCCCCGGCAUAAGACUGCUGCUUAAGAUACCCUGGGAAGCACCACUACCAAGUCAAGUUUUCCUGUAUUGAAGGGUAGCCUCAGGAUGACUUUCUUAGCUGUGCUCAACAGAAAUGGAUUUUCCAAAGUUCUUUGGGCCAUUUCUGAGUCACAGAGUAUCUGACCAGAGUAUAUAUUAGCCUGAGUUAACUUCAGUGUUAAUUGGUUUGCUGCCAUGAGAUCCAUAAUAGACCCAAAAUUUCACCAUUGAUUGAGAUGUAAGGGCCCUUUGAAAGAAUAGUACCACUGAUGUUAGGAGUGAGGAUUCAUUAACUCCACACAAAGGACUUUUAGAUUUUUCUCCAACCAAAUUUCCCCCCAAAUUAUAUUCUUCUAUCCUCUUUAAAAAAAACAAAACAAAACAAAA
Molecule: messenger RNA, 7504 nt
Organism: Balaenoptera musculus (blue whale)
Lineage: Eukaryota; Metazoa; Chordata; Mammalia; Artiodactyla; Balaenopteridae
Gene: SMAD2
Product: SMAD family member 2
Exons: 12
Coding region: 454-1857 (467 amino acids)
Biological process (GO): transforming growth factor beta receptor signaling pathway; regulation of transcription by RNA polymerase II; cell differentiation
Cellular component (GO): heteromeric SMAD protein complex
Molecular function (GO): RNA polymerase II cis-regulatory region sequence-specific DNA binding; DNA-binding transcription factor activity, RNA polymerase II-specific; I-SMAD binding
Source: RefSeq, a predicted model, not a curated record